Molecule: messenger RNA, 1404 nt
Organism: Condylostylus longicornis
Lineage: Eukaryota; Metazoa; Arthropoda; Insecta; Diptera; Dolichopodidae
Gene: Cluap1
Product: clusterin-associated protein 1
Exons: 3
Coding region: 67-1404 (445 amino acids)
Biological process (GO): cilium assembly
Cellular component (GO): centrosome; cilium; intraciliary transport particle B
Source: RefSeq, a predicted model, not a curated record
AAAAAACCUUUUAAGAAUAUUCUUAGAAAUUUAAAAUAUUUUCAAAGACGUAUCUAGUUAAUAAAAAUGUCUUUUAAAGAUGUAAGAGAUCUCUCGGAGCAUUUAAAAUUGCUUGGAUAUUCGAAUCAAUUUCCAUUACAAGCUCUCUAUAGCAAUUAUGGCAGCCUUAAUAGUUUUAAGGUAGUCGCAGAUAUUCUACAAUGGCUUGCUGGCAGAUUAGAACCGGGAACAGUACUUCCUGGUGGUACUGAAACUGAAUCAGAUCGUGUACUACUAAUACGUUCAGCUACAGAAUUUUUUGUAACAAAAUCAGCAAUUAAAUUAAAUCCAAGAAAAUUGUACGCAAGUUCAUCGGCAGCAGCAAAAGAACUUCAAAAAAUUACAAGCAUUUUGAUGCAAACACCAAAUGAAAAUGAUGAAAAUGAAGAUGAAAAUUAUAAAAGUUUAGCACUAGUUGAUUUAGGAGAUAAAAUUGACGAUUUAAGAAGAGCUCGUGAAUUAUCUUCUGAAUUAACAAAUGGUGGUGCUUCUCUAUAUGAUUUACUUUCAAAAGAGUUAAUUAAUAAGGAAACAAGAAUGUUGCAAUCAUCAAGAUCAAUGGAAAUUGCUACAGUUGAAAAAGCAUUAAAAAAUACAAUAACUGCUUUACAAAAUAAAUUGCAUUCAGCUAAAAGUCAAUUAGAACAAGCUAGAGUUGAAAAAAAUGCUCUAAAUUCAAAAUUGCAACGUAAAAAAGCUGAAUUAGAUAGAACAAAACAAAGACUAGAUGCAUUACAAAAAAUCCGACCAGCUUAUCUUGAAGAAUUUGAGCAGUUAGAAGAAGAACUUCGAGGUUUAUUUCAGCAAUAUUUCAUAAGAAUACAAUGUCGUGAUGCUUUAAGAGCUCAACUAGCGGCUCGUACAAAACUUACUACUCCAUUAUCAUCUCCUAUUUCAAAUAAACCAGCAGAAUCUUCAAUGAAUUUCAUUACUGAAGGUUUAAUAGAUGAUGAUGAUGAAAAUGAAGAUGAUAUUGAUAAUGAUGAUGAAAUUUUGGGACCUGGUAUACCAAGCGAAGAGUAUUCAAGAAAUAGAGACAAUAGUGUAACAACGGAUUCUCCAAGAAUUGUGGAAUCAAGAGAAGUACCACGUGUUCGACCAACAACUGGUCGAUUUAAACCAAGAACUGGUACAGAAGCUGGAAGAAGAAAUGUUGUUGGUAGUAUGUUAGGCGGAGAAGAUGAUGAUCCUUUGGAUAGUACAUUAGGAAGUGGAGAAUCGGAUAGCGAAAUAGAUUUAGGGGCACAUGGAUAUGACUUAGCGUCCGAUGACGAUAUAAGCUUGUCGAAGUUAACUGGAGAAAAUUUAAUAAUAAAUAAAAAGCAAAAUAAACUAUCAGAAAAUGCGAGUGAUGAAGAUUUUUAA